Molecule: messenger RNA, 2124 nt
Organism: Saccharomyces mikatae IFO 1815
Lineage: Eukaryota; Fungi; Ascomycota; Saccharomycetes; Saccharomycetales; Saccharomycetaceae
Gene: TRP5
Product: tryptophan synthase TRP5
Exons: 1
Coding region: 1-2124 (707 amino acids)
Biological process (GO): L-tryptophan biosynthetic process
Cellular component (GO): cytoplasm
Molecular function (GO): tryptophan synthase activity
Source: RefSeq, a predicted model, not a curated record
AUGUCAGAACAACUCAGACAAACUUUUGUUAACGCCAAGAAAGAGAACAGAAAUGCUCUCGUCACAUUCAUGACCGCAGGUUACCCAACUGUCAAGGACACUGUCCCCAUCCUCAAGGGUUUCCAAGAUGGUGGUGUGGAUAUUAUUGAAUUGGGCAUGCCCUUUUCUGAUCCCAUUGCUGAUGGUCCCACAAUUCAGUUGUCCAACACCAUCGCUUUACAGAACGGUGUUACUUUGCCUCAAACCUUGGAAAUGGUUUCCCAAGCAAGAAAUGAAGGCGUUACCGUACCCAUCAUCCUAAUGGGUUACUACAACCCUAUCCUGAACUAUGGAGAAGAGAGAUUUAUUCAGGACGCUGCCAAAGCUGGUGCCAAUGGUUUCAUUAUCGUCGAUUUGCCACCUGAGGAAGCAUUGAAGGUCAGAAACUACGUCAACGAUAAUGGCUUGAGCUUGAUUCCGCUAGUGGCACCUUCUACAACAGACGAAAGAUUGGAACUGCUAUCCCACAUUGCCGAUUCAUUUGUUUACGUUGUGUCUAGAAUGGGUACUACUGGUGUUCAAAGUUCUGUUGCUAGUGACCUGGAUGAACUUGUCUCCAGAGUCAGGAAAUACACUAAGGAUACUCCUUUGGCCGUUGGGUUCGGUGUUUCCACUAGAGAGCAUUUCCAAUCAGUUGGCAGUGUUUCUGAUGGUGUAGUAAUCGGGUCUAAAAUCGUUACGUUAUGUGGAGAUGCUUCAGAGGGUAAGAGAUACGAUGCUGCUAAGGAAUAUGUAGAAGGAAUCCUGGAUGGUGCCAAGCACAAAGUUUUGUCCAAGGACGAAUUCUUCGCCUCCCAAAAAGAAUCCUUGGAGUCCGCAAACGUCAAGAAAGAAAUAAUAGAUGAAUUUGAUGAGAACCACAAGCAUCCUAUCAGAUUUGGCGAUUUUGGAGGUCAGUAUGUUCCAGAAGCUCUUCAUGCCUGUCUAAGAGAGCUAGAAAAAGGUUUUGAUGAGGCUGUCGCUGAUCCCACGUUCUGGGAAGACUUUAAAUCAUUAUACUCCUAUAUUGGCCGUCCUUCCUCACUACACAAAGCUGAAAGAUUAACUGAAUAUUGUAAGGGUGCCCAAAUCUGGUUAAAGAGAGAAGAUCUUAACCAUACCGGGUCCCACAAGAUCAAUAAUGCUUUAGCACAAGUUUUGCUAGCUAAGAGAUUAGGUAAGAAGAAUAUUAUCGCUGAAACUGGUGCUGGUCAACAUGGUGUUGCCACUGCCACUGCGUGUGCUAAGUUUGGUCUAGCCUGCACUGUAUUCAUGGGUGCAGAAGAUGUUCGUCGUCAAGCCUUGAACGUCUUUAGAAUGAGAAUUCUUGGUGCUAACGUGAUUGCUGUUACCAACGGUACGAAGACUUUAAGAGACGCCACUUCAGAGGCAUUUAGAUUUUGGGUUACUAACCUGAAAAGCACUUACUACGUUGUCGGUUCUGCCAUUGGGCCUCACCCAUAUCCAACCUUGGUCAGAACUUUCCAAAGUGUCAUUGGUAAGGAAACUAAGGAACAAUUCGCUGCCAUGAACAAUGGCAAAUUACCUGACGCUGUUGUUGCAUGUGUUGGUGGUGGUUCCAACUCUACAGGUAUGUUUUCUCCUUUUGAGCAUGAUACUUCCGUUAAGCUAUUGGGUGUAGAAGCUGGUGGUGAUGGUAUAGAUACAGACUUCCACUCUGCUACUCUUACCGUUGGUAGACCUGGUGUCUUCCAUGGUGUCAAGACUUAUGUCUUGCAAGACAAUGACGGUCAAGUACAUGACACUCACUCUGUUUCCGCUGGGUUAGACUAUCCAGGUGUUGGUCCAGAACUAGCUUAUUGGAAAUCAACAGGGCGUGCUCAAUUCAUUGCAGCUACUGACGCUCAGGCCCUGCUUGGUUUCAAGUUACUGUCUCAAUUAGAAGGUAUUAUUCCUGCUUUGGAAUCCUCUCACGCUGUUUAUGGUGCUUGUCAAUUAGCCAAGACGAUGAAACCCGAUCAGCAUUUGGUUAUCAAUAUUUCUGGUAGAGGUGAUAAAGAUGUCCAAAGUGUCGCUGAAGUUCUGCCAAAGUUAGGUCCAAAGAUUGACUGGGAUUUAAGAUUCGAAGAAGACCCAUCUGCUUAA